Molecule: messenger RNA, 1818 nt
Organism: Tarenaya hassleriana
Lineage: Eukaryota; Viridiplantae; Streptophyta; Magnoliopsida; Brassicales; Cleomaceae
Product: non-specific lipid-transfer protein-like protein At2g13820
Exons: 3
Coding region: 1092-1604 (170 amino acids)
Biological process (GO): lipid transport
Molecular function (GO): lipid binding
Source: RefSeq, a predicted model, not a curated record
UAUGUGUGUACUAUCUGUGUAUGUGUGUUGUGUUGUGUUGUGAGGAGGUUGAACAAGUGAGGUUCGGUUUUUAUAGAUGGGAGGGAAAAGAGGGAGGGCUUAGUUCAACCACUAUAACUGACUAUGUAGUCAGAGCCGAGUUGGCGGUGACCGGCCAAUAGAUAGCAGACACGUGUCGGGUCGAAAGGGAUUAGGAAGCGGUAGAUACAUGUCUGUUACCAAACAUAUGCACAAAGCCCAACUACUCUUCCAAGGUAGUUAUGUUCUGUAAUUGAGCAGAGCUUCUGAACAAAAGACUGCAAAACCUAAUCCACAUCCUUCUAACAUCUAUCUCUUCACUCACUAUUUUUCAGACAUGGAAUUUAUUAGAUUCUUCAAGAAUCCAUAUAUCUUACAUUCAAACAACCGAAUACACACAUAAAUUAGAUAUGCUAACCGAUAUAAACUAGUAGUGAAAAUGAUUUAAACUGAUAAACUGAUAGCUUUCUGAGAACUUUUUUUCCAUUUUUUUUCUUAUCAUGGUAAUGAUGGGGAAAAAAAAAAUCAACCAUACAAUUCAAUUUCAAGUCUCAUGAUCUUUCAACUGGGAAUGCUAAAAAAAAUGGCUCCAAAAUCUCGGAAUUGUGAAAGAGAAUGCUCAAAGGGAAAUUUUUUUCUCCAACAAAAUAAAAAAAAAAGUCUCAAACUUUAAUAUUUUAAUGUAUGAAAAGCAAAAUCUACUCUUAGUAACAAUUAGCAACCUUCAAAAAGAGACCUUUUUUUUUUUUGUAAAUCUUUAAAGUAGUUCACCCACCUAAGCCGACAUCAAGACCACCGAACCAAAAACAAACGUAAUCAAAAUGUUUCCAAAAGUCUCCGUGUCUAAACUAGUGGAAGUGAAACGUGUUUGAACAGAUUAAGUAUCACGAUUUCAUAGAAACUGUCGGAAAAGUAGGAGAGAGUUGGUCACCCGUAUUGAGCCACACCCUUCUCUUCGCCAUAUUUCCCGGCCUCACUUCCCUCGUUUAUAUAUAACCCUUUCGACUCUCAGAGACCAUAUUCCAUCAAACACAAUCACAAACAACCAAAUUUUCGGAAAACAUCCUAAAAACAUGAAGAUGGAGAUGGGUUUUGCGUUUCUUACGGUUUUGGCUGUGAUGUUGUUUUCGACGGCCUCUGCUCAGUCGUCGAGUUGCACCAAUGUGUUGAUCAGCAUGUCUCCAUGUCUCAACUACAUCACGGGAAACUCCUCGACCCCUUCUCAGCAAUGCUGCAGUCAGUUGGGUAACGUUGUCAGCUCUUCCCCUGAGUGUUUGUGUCAGGUCCUGAACGGCGGAGGCUCACAGCUCGGGAUCAAUGUUAACCAGACUCAGGCUCUGGGUUUGCCCCGAGCUUGCAAUGUUCAAACUCCUCCUGUCAGCAGCUGCAACGGAGGUUCUUCAGCUGGUUCUCCUGCAGGAUCACCAAACACUUCAGGAACAGAAAAUAGACCAGGAAAUGGAUCAAAAACUGUUCCAUCAGGGGAAGGAGGGAGUUCAUCAUCUGACGGAAGCUCUACCAAGCUCUCAUUCUCUCUUCUGGCGUUCCUGUCUGUGGCUUCCUGUGUUGCAAUCUUCUCAGCAUAAAGAUUUUCUCUCUACACGCUCCUCAAAGCUAUGAAGCUUUUUUCGUUACUACAUUUCAUUCUUUAUUUUCCGUUAUUGAUUCGUGAUGGAUUUUGAUUUCGUGGGAUGCAUUUUAUUCUCUAUAUACCCCUACUUUCAGGAUGAUAUUGGUUUUUAGUGAUGGAGAGCCUAUCAACUCUCUUCACCUUUUGCAAUAAAAGUUUCUUUCUGAGUA